AUGUCGACGUCCACACCCGAGCCGCCCAAGGCAGCCCAGGGCACGCUCUCGGCCUGGGGCAACCACUCGAUGCCGCCCGCGGGCCUCGCGACGCUCAUCACGGCGCUGCACUUCCGGCCGUUCCAGCUGCGGCCCAUGGUGUUCGUGCCCAUCCUCUUCUUCGCGAGCUACAUCAACCUGCAGGGCUUCAAGAAGGACGCCGCCGGCAUCUCGGCCGCCGCCAGCGGCACCUACGCCCUGCUGGCCCUGCGGCGGAGCCCCGCCGCCUUCCUCAAGCGCUUCUCGGUGCGUGGUGUGGUGCGAGGCACCGCCAUCGGGUUGGGAGCCGCCAAUGCCCUGGGAGGGGCCUGGGUCUACGCCACGGCCGACAGGGAGAAGGAGAAGCGCGAGAGGCAGGACAACCCGCGAUGGGUUUAG
Messenger RNA from Neoarthrinium moseri, 417 nucleotides. RefSeq lists its product as uncharacterized. The record is from RefSeq and is a predicted model, not a curated record. The transcript has 2 exons. Bases 1 to 417 code for a protein of 138 amino acids. NCBI's taxonomy places the organism in Eukaryota, Fungi, Ascomycota, Sordariomycetes, Amphisphaeriales, Apiosporaceae.